AUGACGGGCACGGUGGUGACAUUGGUGGUGGAGCCGCUCGGCACGCAAGCGGCGACGGUCGAUGUGCUACUGGACCCGGUUCUGGGUAGACCAAACAUUCCGCAGUGCAAGCCCGAGGUGCCGCUCUCGCCGGUGCCCAUCGUAGCCGUUUCGUCUGGAAGGGGCGUGAUCUGCGGCCGAGUGGACAGCGACGCCGUCGACGACGUUGUCGUCGCGCGGCGUGGUAGCAGCGAUGUGCAGCUGUUCCGCGGAAACGGUGUCGGCGGCUUCUCUUCUGUCACCGUUGGCACUGGUAUCGCCAACAUUGUCGGUGUGGCGAUCGGGAAGCUCUCCAGCGACUCGCUCGUUGAUGUUGCGGUAGCCACCCUCGACGAGGUUCUUUGGUUCCGCCAGACCGCAGGCCCGAGCUUUACCGCCGGCGUCAACGUCCACUCGACCUCGGAGUUUGAUCUCGAUGAAGUGGCAGUCGGUGACGUCGACUCGGACGGCGACGACGACAUCGUGGUGACUACCCACGAUUCCCGCCACCUGAUGUUCUGGAUGGAGAACACCGACGGCGCAGGUUCGUUUGCUUCUGCCGCCACCAUCACCACCUAUGGCUCGUACCUGCAAUCGGUCUUGAUUGUCGACAUCGACGGCAACGCGAUCAAUGACAUUCUAUGGAGCGAUGUCGCCGACGGCACGCUGACAUGGAUGAAAGACGGGACGAGCGGAGUUCCGGCCAACCUGGUCUCGCUCGGCGCCGGCUCGGUCUUUUCGUCGAGCCAUGUCCGCGCCGGCGAUGUCAACGGCGACGGCAUGAUCGACCUUGUCUUUGCCUUUUCAUGGCAGUCAGCCUUUGGCUGGCUCCAAAGUUCCGAUGGUGCAGGAGGGUUUUACCCGCCGCGGGCCAUCGAGGCCGCCGUCGACUCUCCUGGCGACCUCACCCUCGCCGACAUCGACGCCGACGGCGACCUCGACAUUGCGCUCACCCACGUCGAGACCAAGGACGUGGUCUGGCAUGAAAACGUCGAUGGUGGUGGGCGAUUUGGCCCGCGCUUGGUAGUCGGCACACUCGGCUUGGGCUUCCUUCAUGUCUGCGCCGGCAACUACGCAAGUGGCCCGAGCCUCGACUUUGUCUCGCUCGACGACACUGUCUUGCAGCGGUGGCCCACUUCGAGCGCGGUCGCGCCGAGCGCCACCGUGCAUGUGGCAGCAAGUGGCAUGCUUGACAGCUUUGAGCAUGCGCCCGCCGACAUCAAUGCCGAUGGCUUCGUCGAUGUUGUUGUUGGCACCAGUUCUGGCGCACUCUGGUUCGCCAACUUUGACGGCGCCGGCAACUUCGGCCCGGCCCAGCCAGUUUUCGACGCCCAGGCUGUCCGCUACAUCAAGGCUGUGGACAUGGACGGCGACGGUGACACCGAUGUUGUUGCAUGGGUCUCGAGCGGCCCAGUGUGGGCGGCCAACAACGGCGUUGGACGAUUUGGCCCCCGCCAGCCGGUGGUCACCACCCCGUCGCCGCCAUAUGCCCACUUUGACGUUGUCGACGUCAACGGUGACGGAGCGCGCGACUUUGUGGCUGUGAGCCAGUCUGACACCUUGGUCUGGGCGCUCAAUGCCGGAGAUGGCAGUUUCCCGUUGCCUACCUCGGUACUGGGCGUCGGCGCGGAUGUUGUGGUUCUACGCGAUAUCAACUCCGAUGGCGCGCCGGAUUUGGUUGUCAUCGACACCAUGACCGACGAGCUCACCUGGUUCGAGAACGAGUUUCCUUCGGGUAGGAGCUUUGCCGCGAGCGCUGUCAUCUACGCGCCGACGGGUCUGACCGAGCAGCUUUUGGUCGACGAUAUCGAUAGUGAUGGUCGGAACGACAUCCUCGUCAUGGACACUAGCUCGACUGUAGUCAAGCGCAUCACCCAGGGUGGCGUGCCCGGCACGUUCAACACGCCGACGGCAGUGGCUACGCUCAAGGCUGCGGGUGCCAUCCAGCUCUCGCUCGGAGACAUGGACGGCGAUGGCCAUGUCGAUCUUGUUGCGAUCAUGUCCAACUCUGACGUCGACAUGGCGCUCAACUCGGGCAGUGGCACUUUUGGUGCAGUUCUUACUCUGGCGUCGGCAUCAAUGACGACCUUUGCCUCGCUCGAUGACGUUGACGGUGACGGCGACAUUGACGUGAUUACCAGCUCGGGAUCGCUCGGCCAGUUUGGUUGGGUGGCACGCCUGCUUCGCGGGCCAAUGCACGUCUUUGCGCCGACGCAUCGUGGCCUCCGGACUCGUGACAAGGCGUGCGAGACAGGAAGCCGCGGCUCAUUCGAGUGCGUGCGCGCAAGUCUCCGCACCACAUCGCGCUGCACCCAUGACACGGUCAACUUGCCACCGGCGCAGUACAACUGCUCGCGAGACUCGCACGCCCUUGUCUCGAAUGCCAUGACGAUUGCAGGAAGUGCCGGAACGGUGUUUGAGUGCGGCAGCGCUGGGGUCUUGUUCCACGUCGGACCGGAUGCCUCCGGGAUGUCGAUCGGCGAGCUUGUCCUCGCCAACAUGACGGUGCGUGGUACAGGUGUGGCACGGACGUCGCUCAUUGGUGGGCCGGGUGUAAGAGUUGGCGGCUCGGGUGCGCGCUUGGUCCUUGACGGCAUGACGUUUGAGGGAUGUUCGGCCGCGCCGCGGACCGACGAGUCGGACUUUUCUGUUGGACGCGGCGGCGCUGUCUUGGUGCUGAGCGGGGCGUCACUCGAGGCGCGCCGGUCGACGUUCAAGGCGAGCUCAGCGAGCUCGGGCGGUGCGCUUCACGUGCGUGGUGUGGGAUCGUCUGCAACGCUCGAGGCGUGCACGUUUCGUGACAACGAGGCAGGCAAUCUCGGCGGGAGCGUGACGGUUGCCACCGGUGCGUCGCUACUUGUGGCAGACUCGCUCAUCACCAGCUCGACCGCGAUCAACGGCGGCGGCGGGCUGUAUGCGGCAAACGGCGCGAGCCUGACGCUCCGUGGCGCGACGACGAUCGAGGACAACACUGUGGCGCUGGCUGGGCUCGGUGGCGGAGUCUUGAUUGUGGCGCCCGCAACAGUCCAGCUGGACGGCACAAGCAUUCGCCGCAACAGCGCCGGCGGCUCGGGUGGCGGGCUUGCGGUGGUUGCCGCGGACCUUCACGUCGAGCUUGCAUCGGCCCAGACCUCAGUCGAGGUUCCUGUCGCCAGCGGUGAAGGACCGCUGAGCGGGCCUGCUCCGCCGACGAUUGUGCUAGUGGAUGUGCGGCUUGAGAUGUCGGAGGCCAACUACCUCGGCGGCAAUGCUCUGGUGUGCGGGGCGCGGGUGAGUCUUGUAGGCUCUGGGACGCUGAUGAGUGGCGGCGUGAGUGGCGCGGAUCGGCGGGCAAAUGACGUGUUUUUGUGCGCUGGCGCAGGCGUUGCCCUCUCCCAGGUUGGGCGCAGCGACCGAGCCAAGCUGCCGUGGUUGCGUGCCGACGCUGCAGCGUUUGGCACGCUUGGGACGGCGGUGAUGGCCGGGCCACUAGCGUCGAUGGCGUGGGCGAGUGGGCCGAGCGGAUCGCUCGAGCCGGGCUUGUCGGCGUCUGGCGCAGUGCGCGGGGUGGAUUGGCUCGGCCAGCCGCUGGUUGAGCCGCGAAUUGUGCUGCGGAUGCGGUAUGAGGCCGAUCCCGCCCUGGCCACGGUCGGGUCGAGCUCGAUGGCGCUCGAGUCGACGGCGGUCUCGCUGCCGGACCUGACCGUCCAGAUUGUGGCAAGCGCAAUUGGCGACGGCGGCGGAGCGAGCCUGAUUCCGCUCACGGCGCACACCAUGAUUGAGGCUGGUGGCGUGAGCAGCCGUGGGCUGGCAGUGCCGGCGCUUCGCGCUACAGUCAACAUCACCGGAUGUCGGGCCGGAUCGGGCACAGUGGCUGGGAGCGGGUCUGCGACGAGCGUUGUCGUCUGUGCCGAGUGUGGUGAGGGGACGCAGCAAAGCGCCGGGCCGCUGGCACAGUGCGUGGCGUUGUCGGCCUGUCCAGCCAACGCAGUGCGGCUCGGCGGCGACGCGAUGGGCGCGUGCUCGUGCGAGCGCAACUUUUGGGUCCAGGACGGAGUCAUCGGUGCGGACGGCUGCUUGCCGUGUCCUAGCGGCGGUGUGUGCACCGGUGGGAGUGCUCAGCCUGUCUCGGGACCGGGCUUCUUUCCGGACGAGACAGACCCGACGCUGUUUGUGGCAUGCCCGACGGCAUCGGCUUGCUUGCUCGACGGGCAGUGCGCACCGGGUUACACGGCGCGGCUGUGCGCCCAAUGCGCCCCCAACUACUACCGACUCGGGUCGAGCUGCCGCAAGUGUGCAGCUGGGCGCAAUGCUGCGAUUGUGGCGUGUCUGGUUGUUGGACUGCUGGUGAUCACGGCUGCGCUGCUGAUGUUCAACCUUGCCCAGAGCCUGCGGUACAAGUUUGCCGCGGCGAUGAUCGGGCUCAACGCGCUGCAGAUCAGCGCAAUGUACGGCAAGCUCGAUCUUGCGUGGGGCGGACUGGCGCAAGUGUACUUUGACGUGGCGAGCGCGGUCAACGUCGAUUUUGAGCUGACCAGCCCCGAGUGCGCGGCCGCGGCCGGGACCGACACAUGGGCGCUCAAGUGGGGCCUCACUCUUGCACUGCCUGUCUUUGCGGCUGCAGCUGUGGUGGCUGUAGCGCCGCUGAUGCUGCUGCCUGGCAAACUGCGGCGGGCAGAUAACUUGGCGCAGCUGAUGGGCGGGUGCGGGCGGACGCUGUUCCAGCUGCUGGUGCUGCUGUAUCUGCCACUGGCGCGGGCGGCCAUGGCGCCGUUUGGGUGUCGCCGCGAGGUGGGUGGGCGGUGGGUGCUCGAUGCCGAUCCGGCGCGGAGCUGCUACAACAGCGCAUGGUGGGUGGGGCUGUUUCCGGUGGCCAUGGCGGCAGUGUUGUGCUACGCCAUCGGUGUGCCUGCGGUAGUCUGGCUGGUCCUACGCCGGCAGCGGGAGGUGCUGGGAGACGAACUCACGUUUACGAUCAAGUUCGGCUUUCUAGUCGGCCGAUUUGUGCCGACAGCGUGGUGGUUUGAGACGGCGAUCAUGGCGCGCAAACUUGGAGUCGUCCUCUGCAUGGCGCUGUUUUUUACUGAUAAGAGCAAGGCCAACGCUGGUGUAGUUGUUCUUGUCUCUGCUCUUGGACAGCUCAUCUUUCAGAGGCCGUACGGCUCGCCACUCCACAACGGACUCUCUGUGGCGGUUCUUGCGGCAACGACGCUAGUGCUGUACUCGGGCACCUUUGAUGACGGCGGGCUGCGGAGCGCCGGCAUUCAUAUCGGCAUCGUCAGCAAUGUUGCGCUCAUCAUUGGCGGCGUGAUGGCCGACUUUUGGCUCAUCGCGCGCCGCGAGAAGCGGGCUGAGGCCGGGUUUGACGCCGACAUGGCCGGCCUUGAUCCUGACCUUGCCCGCGAAGACCUGACCACCAUGACCAACGACGUUCACCUCGACAACCUGAUGAGCGACGUAGGAACGCCGCUUGCGUCGCAGGCCACAGUGAGCUAUGUCGGAUCGGGCCCGCUGGGCACCAGUCAGAGCCCGAUCCUGAGCGAGCGAUCGAUGCUGGGUUCUGCCGAGAUGAUAGAGAGCGGUGGUGGCGGCGGGUUGGAUAGCGUGGUGUGAUGGAGAGUGAACAUUGUGGAUGAACACGUCUGUGC
This is a messenger RNA of Thecamonas trahens ATCC 50062, 5645 nucleotides long. RefSeq lists its product as uncharacterized. Lineage: Eukaryota; Apusomonadida; Apusomonadidae. Bases 1 to 5610 code for a protein of 1869 amino acids. The transcript has 2 exons. The record is from RefSeq and is a predicted model, not a curated record.